Drosophila nasuta is the source of this 1463-nucleotide messenger RNA. RefSeq lists its product as uncharacterized. The coding region runs from base 106 to 1311 and encodes 401 amino acids. Gene Ontology annotation, biological process: protein peptidyl-prolyl isomerization. The record is from RefSeq and is a predicted model, not a curated record. NCBI's taxonomy places the organism in Eukaryota, Metazoa, Arthropoda, Insecta, Diptera, Drosophilidae. Gene Ontology annotation, molecular function: peptidyl-prolyl cis-trans isomerase activity. The transcript has a single exon.
UAAUAACUUCUAGUCAGUUCGACAAGUCCACAACGAGCGAUUUUGAGAUAAAAUUUAUGUAUAAAUUUUCAUUCUGAAUAGAGAUACAAAGUAAUAAGUGCAAACAUGUUUAUAAGAGAGGUCCCAAAUCCACCACGAGUAAAGAAGUCCCCUCAGAACACUGGCCAACAAAUGACACCAUAUGUGGCGGCUGUCAAACGCGGACCUUACACGCUGACCAAUCCAGUUUAUAAUCAUCCGGAGCCAGAAGACAGCAACGCAAAGAUGCAUAACCACACUUUUAACAUCGAUGUGAAUGCGAUGAAGAACAAUUUCAAACAUCAUCAACGUGCGAUUCCUACGCCUAUAAGCAAGUCCCAGCUGCCUAAAAUAAAGUCUCGAUCCCAUUUGGGUAUGAAUGAACAAAGGGAUCUAUAUCGUCAGCAUCGCGAUCGUCUGGCCAACAUUAAAGGCAAGGUGAACACUUGCUUGCCACCACCCAAGAUGAAAAGCAGCGAGGGUAAUGGAAUGGAGCUUUCUUAUAUGGAAAUGCUUACGGCGCUUUACAGGAAGAGCAACAAUACGUUGCGGACAUUCACCAAGUCGCCGGAUCGUUUGGCCGCUGGUCGCUGGAGGAAUGCCAGCGUAGCCCGGGAGAAGGAACGGAAACAGCAAGAGAGAAAUAUGAAAUUUAAUCCAGGUGGAAAUUUGUUUGAUCCAGCUAUGGGAAAAUCCCAUCACAAGGUCAAAAUGAUUAAGGCGUUCAGCUACGAGGUGCCAAUGCAUGUGCUCCAUCGAUACGAGGAUCUUAUGAACAUAUGCGAUGUGAGUGUUCUGUGUAAGCUGCUACGUCCACAAAUCUACAUUGAUGUAGAGGUCCUUGGCACUCAAAUACGGGGUCGUCUUGCCAUUCAGCUCUUCACGGAGGCGUGUCCCCAAGUUGUGCUAGAAUUUAUGCGUAUCUGUUCCAAUCAGAGUAAUCACAGCAUUAGCUUCACUCGAAAUUUUGCGCCCAUUUGGCUUGAAGGCUGUAUUGCCCUGGAUCCGGAUCGCAAUCUCGAUAUGAAUAAUAUCGAACACGAUUUCGAGGUACUCAACCAUGGCGUCGAUGCUGGCAUUCUUUCCUUUCCUUGUCGCUAUGUGCGCGGUAAUGCUCGGACUGCGCUCACUUUUACCAUUAGCUACAAACCGUUGUCAAUUCUGAACGGCAAGCGAGUGGCUUUUGGUAAGGUUCGCAAGGGACUUCAGCUUCUGGAAAAGAUUCAAGACGCUACAGCUCAUUUGGCAAAGAAUAAUCAGCUCGUUGCCAUUAAAAGCUGCGGAGUUCUUUAAGUUGAAUCGAAUGAUCAAUUUUGUCGUAUGGGGGAACUUCCGCUCUCUCUGUGAACACCUGUUAUAGAUCUUUUUAUAUUUUAAUCUGUGAGAUCCAAAUGGCCAUAUAAAAUUGUAUGUUUACUGAUAUUACCAAUAUAGUAUUACGCAUU